AUCCAAAUAACGGAAAAGGCAAAAACCCCAAUUCCAAACUCAAAGCACUGUCUUAAAACCCUAGAAACUGAAAUUCACAGAGAAGAAACACAGUAAGAGAGAAAAAGAUGAGACCUUUAGACGAAACAGAAACGAGCGUAGUAUUCGAAAAGCUCUUCAAAUUCGUUGGCAACAACCUAAAGAACAUGGUCGAAAAUCCUUCACACGAAGGACCCGAUUCAAACCCAAGUCGCUACUGUUUCCGUCUUCACAAGAACAAAAUCUUCUACACAAGCGAAUCGCUCGUCAAACGAGCCACAAACAUCGCACGACCUAAUCUCGUUACCGUCGGAACAUGCAUCGGAAAAUACACCCACGGUGGUAACUUUCGUCUCACAGUUCAAGCACUCAACCUUCUCGCCGCAAAUGCAAAACACAAGGUGUGGCUUAAGCCUCAGUCUGAAAUGUCGUUUUUGUAUGGAAACCAUGUUUUGAAGAGUGCGUUGGGUAGGAUAACUGAAAACAUUGUUGCUGGAGAUGGGGUUGUUGUCUUUUCUAUGGCUGAUGUGCCUUUGGGUUUUGGGGUAGCUGCUAAGUCAACACAGGAUUGUAGGAAGUUGGAUCCUAAUGGUAUUGUUGUGUUGCAUCAGGGUGAUGUGGGAGAGUAUUUGAGAAUGGAAGAUGACCUUUGAAAUUGAAACUAUAUACCAUUUUGGAAUUUUACUAGCGGGUUAUUGUUGUAUGGGUAUAACUUAGUUUUUAUGCAAGUGAGUUUUUUUUAUUUUUUUAACAUUCAUCACAUCACUGUAAGAUAGAUUCUGAGUCAUACUGGAAUCUCAUGAAAUUUUGUUAAAUAUUGCAGUGAUUGCAGUUAUUAUAUUGUAUGGUUACACUAUUUGAUAGAUAUAAGGUUUUUUAGUUUCUUUAUA
Molecule: messenger RNA, 908 nt
Organism: Cicer arietinum (chickpea)
Lineage: Eukaryota; Viridiplantae; Streptophyta; Magnoliopsida; Fabales; Fabaceae
Biological process (GO): ribosome assembly
Cellular component (GO): nucleus
Molecular function (GO): RNA binding
Source: RefSeq, a predicted model, not a curated record